GCCGCCAUUGCCGGUAUUUUUGUGCUAUAAAUGUAAACGAACAAUGCAAAACUAUUUAUUUUUUGAGAUAAAUUGAAAACAAUGAAAACUGAAAAGUCGUUUCUUUUGUUAAAUUUUUAUCUUACACUUCAUAUCUGUCGUUCGUCCGUUGACUGCAGCAAUCUUUACGUUUGAGUGUAUAUUUAAUAUUUAUUAUUUUAUUUUUAUCGUGGAUUUUAUAUGCGUCGUUACUCGUUAGUCCGUUAACUGCAGUUGUAACGUUUUGAGUUUAUGUUCAUUGUUAAAUUAAAUAUAUUUUAACCUAACCUACCACGUGAUUUUUCCCACAGUGAACCAUUUUCAAAAUGGAUCAAGAGGAAGACUGGGACUCACCUUCUGGUAUGCAAUAUCAACCUCAACAGCAGUACAUACCUCAACAACAAUAUAGGAAAACCUUUACCAGUAAUCCAGACGAUUUGCUCAUGGAUAUAGAAUCCAAGUUUGCGGGUUUGAUUAUUGGUAAAGGUGGUGCUGUAAUUAAAGGCUUGAGGAAGGAAAGUGGUGCGUUUAUCUCAGUCAUAGAUGGCGAUUCCUACUUGUUAAAAACUGUGAAGAUUUCAGGAAAUCCAAAAGCCAAAGAACAUGCUCAAAAGCUCAUUAAUGAUAUCAUUGAUGCGAACGAUCAGGAAAAAAUAAGACAAAAGUUAAAAGAAGAAUCAGACAUAAAACUGAAUGAACCAGUUCAGCUCACUUUUAAUUGGGAUGAGUUGAUGAAAGAAGAAGCAGAAAAUCAAAAAAAAAGAUUAGCGGCUUUAACACCAAUUAUUAAAGAUUUCUAUAAAGAACACCCGGAAGUGACCAUGAUGACUGAUCAGGAAGUUGAAGAUUUCAGGAUUUCUAAGAACAACAUAAUGAUAAAAUAUAUUGAUGAGAAUAAUUUAAAACUAAUUCCUAAACCAGUAUUGAAAUUUUCACACGCAUUUAAAGAUUAUCCAGAAAUAUUGGAUGAAAUACAAAAACAAAACUUUGAAACUCCGUCUCCUGUACAGUGUCAGGCAUGGCCUAUCAUCAUGAGUGGGCACGACUUAAUAGCUAUUGCACAAACUGGGACAGGUAAGACGUUGGCCUUUUUGCUUCCUGCUUUUAUUCAUCUUGAUUGUCAACUAACUCCUCGUAGUGAACGAAAAGGACCAUCUAUACUAAUAUUGGCUCCAACUAGAGAAUUGGUGUUACAAAUUGAAAGUGAAGUUAAAAAAUAUAGUUACAAAGGCAUUAAAGCCAUGAGUAUUUACGGAGGUGCAAGUUCUGGAAAGCAAAAAGAAUGUCUACGGAAUGGUGUAGAAAUUGUCAUAGCUACUCCUGGUCGACUUAAUGAUUUUGUUGGUAGUGGUGCUAUCGACUUAUCAGAUGUGACAUUUUUGAUACUUGAUGAAGCUGACCGUAUGUUGGAUUUAGGUUUUGAACCUCAAAUACGUGUUUCAUUACUGAGGGUAAGACCAGAUAGACAAACCAUAAUGACAAGUGCAACUUGGCCACCUGGAGUUAAACGUCUUGCUAAAAGCUAUACAACCAACCCUAUUCAAGUCAUGGUUGGAUCAUUGGAUUUGACAACAGUGAAUACUGUAAAACAAGAUAUUCUUAUAAUGGAAGAAGAAGAAAAAGAGUUUUGGCUAGAAAAUUUUCUGAGAAACAUUAGCGAAGAUGAUAAAAUAAUAAUAUUUGUGAAUAGAAAAGUAACCGUAGAUCAUCUUUCAUCAGAUUUAUGUUUGAAGGGAUUCAUUGUUGAAUCUAUUCAUGGUGGUCGUGAACAAAGUGAUCGUGAAAUGGCUUUGGAAUGCUUACGUAAUGGUGAAGUUAAUAUUUUAAUAGCUACAGAUGUGGCUUCUCGUGGUAUUGAUAUUAAUGAUAUUACAGUGGUAAUAAAUUAUGAUUUUACUAAGGAUAUUGAAGAGUAUGUGCAUAGGGUAGGACGGACUGGACGAGCUGGAAAAACUGGUUUGGCAAUUACCUUAAUGACUAGAAAAGACUGGGGCAAGGCCAAAGAGUUAGUAGAAGUGAUGGAAAAAUCUGGACAAGAUGUACCUCCAGAGUUACAAGAUAUGGCAUUGAGGUAUGAAGCUAAAAAAGUUAGGGAUAGAGCCGAAGGAGGUGACAGGCCAUUUAGAGGUGGCAGAGGAGGUGGAAGAGGAUUUUCGAGAGGAGAUGGAGGAUUUUCAGGGAAUAGAAGAAAUAAUUAUUAAGUUUUUAUUAUUACAAAUUUGUUAAGUUUUUCAAUAUUCAUUAUUACUUUAAAAAUUUUA
This is a messenger RNA of Melanaphis sacchari, 2279 nucleotides long. RefSeq names its product probable ATP-dependent RNA helicase DDX43. Bases 345 to 2219 code for a protein of 624 amino acids. The record is from RefSeq and is a predicted model, not a curated record. The transcript is spliced from 2 exons. Lineage: Eukaryota; Metazoa; Arthropoda; Insecta; Hemiptera; Aphididae. Gene Ontology annotation, molecular function: RNA helicase activity; RNA binding; ATP binding.